Molecule: messenger RNA, 1248 nt
Organism: Rhipicephalus sanguineus (brown dog tick)
Lineage: Eukaryota; Metazoa; Arthropoda; Arachnida; Ixodida; Ixodidae
Product: acetylcholinesterase
Exons: 1
Coding region: 1-1248 (415 amino acids)
Biological process (GO): choline metabolic process; acetylcholine catabolic process
Cellular component (GO): plasma membrane
Molecular function (GO): acetylcholinesterase activity
Source: RefSeq, a predicted model, not a curated record
AUGAAGAUAUGGAGUGAGGUUGCCGUUUUACUCGUGGCCCAAGUGAUAUGGACCGCAGCAUCGAAUGAUGUGGUUGUCACGAUACCUCAAGGGCAAAUAGGGGGCCGCUCUACUGCAAUAUUCGGCUACCCCAUUCAAAUGUUUAUCGGAAUACCGUACGCAAACCCGCCAGUGGGCAAUCUGAGGUUUCGAAAACCAGAACCUAAGGCACCCUGGAGCGGCGUGUACGACGCGACCUUUCCGAAGACCUCCUGCAUCCAGCCACAAAUGCCAGCAGUGUUUCCCAUACCCGUGGAUCUUUCGGAAGACUGCCUGUACCUAAACGUGUGGACUCCAUCAACCACCGACGGUAGAAAGAGGCCCGUUUUUGUGUGGCUGUUUGGCGGCAUCUACAUCGCCGGUUCGGCGUACCAAGACAUGUACAACGCUACGGUGCUGUCGGCGUUCAAUGACCUCAUUGUCGUAAGUUUCGACUAUCGUCAAUCCAUCUACGGUUUCCUCGACACGGGCACUACUGAAGGGCCGGGCAACCUUGCCCUCUGGGACCAACGACUGGUGCUCGAGUGGGUCCGCAGCAACAUCGCCGUAUUCGGUGGAGACCCCGAAACCGUCACUCUGUCCGGCGUGAGCUCGGGUUCCAUGAUGGCACACGCCCACGUGAUGUCGCCGCUCAGUAGCGGCUUGUUUAAGCGCGUCUUCUUGAUGAGCGGCACACUGUUCACCGAUACAACGUCCGACUCUGUGACAGAAAGCAUCGUCAAAGGAAGCGCGGUAGCUAGGAUCGUCGGCAGCGCAAAUUCCUUCCAAGAUCUCACAACCCACACUGAACGCGUCCUGGACUGUCUCCGGGAGAGAGAAGCCUGGCAACUCGACGUAGGGACAGUGGCGGUCAUGUUACCCAAGUUCUUGUUUUUUAUGCCAACUUUCAAGAGCGAAUAUCUGCCAUUUCUGACCUCGGUCGCAAGUGCAUCAGGAGCCUUCACGCCUGUCAGUGCUCUUGUGAGCGUUGUGUCUAACGAAGGAACGUUUCCUUUCAUCUACCAGACCGACUACAGACUACUUGAUCAAGACAUAAAAGACGUCAGCCCUGAUUACAUGCGAAUUGCGUGCGAGAACUUGCUCAAUACAUGGACGAAAGAUAAGGUCGUUCCACUGGGCGUGGCCUACAUAGAACGUGCCCCACCGGAGGACAAGUUGGCAGUGAGGGAGGCAACGUGCGACUUUUUCGGAAGGCAGGUUAUUCGCUGA